Chrysochloris asiatica (Cape golden mole) is the source of this 1650-nucleotide messenger RNA. RefSeq names its product D site of albumin promoter (albumin D-box) binding protein (gene DBP). Gene Ontology annotation, biological process: regulation of transcription by RNA polymerase II. The transcript has 4 exons. Gene Ontology annotation, molecular function: RNA polymerase II cis-regulatory region sequence-specific DNA binding; DNA-binding transcription factor activity, RNA polymerase II-specific. Bases 388 to 1365 code for a protein of 325 amino acids. Gene Ontology annotation, cellular component: nucleus. Lineage: Eukaryota; Metazoa; Chordata; Mammalia; Afrosoricida; Chrysochloridae. The record is from RefSeq and is a predicted model, not a curated record.
CGCGCACACCUCUUGGUGCAGAUUGCAAAGCGCCUUCCGUUGGAGAGCUGCAGAUUUUGCAAGAGCCAGGCUCGCCCACCUUGUAGAAGCGCCUUGUGUCCCCUCGUACCCUCGGUUGCAAAGAACCAGCUGCCAGAUUUGGUCACCUCCCUCAGGCUUAGACUGCAUGGUCUCCGGGGAACCUCUGGAGUUACACGUUUCUGCACUGAGGACCGCGAAUUCCCGUUGCUCCUAGAAUUUGCAGUGUUCUGAAUACUGGAGAUUUGCAGCUCCACUCGUCCGCCGCUGGACAGACUGCUCACCCGAACCCCAGGAGUGUGCCGCUGACGGACAGGCCAGCUUUCCACCGCUCCAUGAGCCCGUGAACCUGGGGGCAGGUGCCCGGCGAUGGCGCGGCCCGCGAGCGACAGGACCCCGGCUCCCCUGCUGCUGGGCGGCCCAGCCGGGGCCCCGCCUGGCGGGGGAGCGCUGCUUGGGCUGAGAAGCCUUCUGCAGGGAACCAGCAAGCCCAAAGAGCCGGCCAGCUGUCUCCUGAAGGAGAAGGAGCGCAAGGCGGCUCCGCCGACGGCCACGGCCCCCGGGCCGGGCCUGGAGUCCGCGAGCCCGGCCGAUGCCCCAGCUGGGGCGGUGGUGGGCGGCGGGUCCCCGCGGGGGCGCCCGGGGGUCGGGCCUGGCCCGGGUCUGUUGGCGCCGCUGUUGUGGGAGCGGACGCUGCCGUUUGGCGACGUGGAGUACGUAGACUUGGACGCCUUCCUGCUGGAGCACGGGCUCCCACCCAGUCCGCCGCCUCCCGGGGGCUCGUCCCCGGUGCCCUCGCCCGCGUGCACCCCAGCGCCCUCCCCGGGACCCGGCUCCUGUGGCUCGGCCUCCCCCCACUCCUCGCCUGGGCACGCCCCCGCCCGGGCUGCCCUAGGGGCCGCGGGCGGCCACCGCGCAGACCUGAGCUCUCGGGACACACCUAGCCCUGUGGACCCAGACACCGUGGAGGUGCUGAUGACCUUUCAGCCGGACCCAGCUGAUCUAGCUUUGUCCAGCAUUCCUGGCCAUGAGACCUUUGACCCACGGAGACAUCGCUUCUCAGAGGAGGAACUUAAGCCCCAGCCUAUCAUGAAGAAGGCGAGGAAGAACCAGGUGCCAGAAGAGCAGAAGGAUGAGAAAUAUUGGAGCAGGCGGUAUAAGAACAAUGAAGCAGCCAAGCGUUCCCGCGAUGCCCGACGGCUUAAGGAGAAUCAGAUCUCCGUGCGGGCGGCCUUCCUGGAGAAGGAGAACGCCCUUUUGCGUCAGGAGGUGGUGGCGGUACGCCAGGAGCUGUCUCACUACCGCGCUGUGCUGUCCCGAUACCAGGCCCAGCAUGGGGCCUUGUGAGACUACGACCCCACCACGCGGCGGUGGCACCCUCUCCACCUCGUUCAAGACUUGUGCCCUGAUGCCCUCUUCCCUCCCCGCCCUGUGGCCCUCGGACUGGGUCAGCUGGGUGCCCCAGGGACUUGACAUUGCAGAUAAAUACAUUUAUAUUUUUAAGAAAAAGCGAGCCUCCCCCCUCCCUCGUGGGGGCGGGGAGGGUGCUGUGUGUGUGCCCCUGUCCCACGGGGGGGACCCCAGCCUCCCACCGCCUCCGUUAACUCGAUCCUGAAUAAAUCUUGAGAACCC